Molecule: messenger RNA, 2884 nt
Organism: Cololabis saira (Pacific saury)
Lineage: Eukaryota; Metazoa; Chordata; Actinopteri; Beloniformes; Belonidae
Product: zinc finger protein OZF-like
Exons: 2
Coding region: 107-1516 (469 amino acids)
Biological process (GO): regulation of transcription by RNA polymerase II
Cellular component (GO): nucleus
Molecular function (GO): RNA polymerase II cis-regulatory region sequence-specific DNA binding; DNA-binding transcription activator activity, RNA polymerase II-specific
Source: RefSeq, a predicted model, not a curated record
GUGUACGUAGGGAGGCGGCGACAGCAGCUGUUUAUUUUUGUUCAGAGACAUUUAAGGACUUUUGUUGUGUUUCUGUCAACUGGAUAUCGUGGUGUUUCCAGUGAGGAUGAGUUCGUCUGGGUCUCUGAGAGAGUUCAUCAGUCAGCGACUAACUGCUGCUGCUGAAGAAAUAUUCACAGAGUUUGAAAAAACCAUCGUCCAGUACGAAGAAGAGAUCGACCGACAGAGAAGACUGCUGGACAUCACCUGGAAACCGGAGAUUAAACUACACAGAACAGACCCUGAAGACCUUAUCUGUAAAGAGGAGAAUGAUGGUCCUGACCAGCAGCUCUUUAACCAGGAAAUAAACUCCAGUCUGGACCAGAAGGAACCAGAACCUCUACAGAUCAAAGAGGAGCUGGAAGAAGAUCAGCUGGUACUGAAGCAGGAGACUGAUAUCGUCAUGGUGACUCAGAAUUCUGAUGAAAGUGACCACAAUGAACCAGAACCAAACAUGGAUCCGGUCCUCUAUCUAAACUCUCUGGUAGCUGACGACCAGGACCAGGACCAGGAAGAAACGAACCACGAGAACUCUGAAUGGAAGGGAUGCGGUAGCGAGAGAAGUGACAGUAAUGAUAUGGAAAACUCCCUCAUGUCAGAGAGUCAUCAUGACUCCGACACAGAAGAACAAUCUCUAAGCUGUGAUAUUUGUGGAGAAUCGUUUCUGGAUGAGAAUCUGAUGAUGAUACAUCAACAGAUCCACACGGACCGCAGGCAGUACCCAUGUAAAAUCUGUCAUAAAAGUUUCACUGGCAAUCAGAAGUUGGUCGUCCACAUGAGAACGCACACAGGAGAGAAGCCCUUUUCUUGUAAAAUAUGCGGUAGUAGUUUCGCCCAACAUCAUCAUUUGACUGAACACAUGAGAAUUCAUACAGGAGAGAAACCGUACUCCUGCAAGAUAUGUCAUAAAACCUUCACCCAAAGAUCCCACUUGGUGUGUCACCACCGGACACACACGGGAGAGAAACCGUUUUCCUGCAACUUCUGUCAUAAAAGCUUCACAAGAAGAGAGAGUUUGAUCGAUCACACAAGAACUCACACAGGAGAGAAGCCGUUUUCGUGUAAAUUGUGUCAUAAAAGUUUCACAAGAAAAAAUCAUUUGACCGAACAUGUGCGUAGUCACACAGGAGAGAAGCCGUAUUCUUGUAUGAUUUGUAGUACUAGUUUCACCCAGCGGCAUCAUUUGUCUGAUCACAUGCGAAUUCACACGGGAGAGAAGCCAUAUUCUUGCAAAAUCUGUCAUAAAACUUUCACACAAAAGUCUAAUUUGCUUAUCCACACCAGAACCCACACGGGAGAGAAGCCAUAUUCCUGCAACAUUUGUCAUAGAAAGUUCUCAAGAAAAGAGAGUUCGAUCGAACACAUGAGAGCUCACACAACAGAGAAGCUGUAUUCAUGUAAAAUAUGUGGUGAGAGUUUAACUACUCGUUCUCAAAUGAUUUGCCACACCAAAAGACACAUGGAGGAGAAGUCGUAGUCUUUUCAGACUCGUAGUAACAGUGUUUUGUGUCUUACACCAAGAAUGAAUGUGAGAAAGUGUUUAAAACCACUUCAAUACCAAGUUGUCAAAUGUGUCAUACAUUUCUACAAUAGUUGUGAAUUUUUAUGUUAUAACAGUUAACUGGAGAGCCAGUUGUACCUUAUUAUUUAUCCAAAAAAAACAAACUUUUAUUGGGGUUGCAGUUGUUCGAUUCAGUUCCAUUCAAUUUCAUUUAUUAUCGUCUAUUACAACAGAAACACACACACACACUGCUGUUGUGGCCUGUGAUGUAGGUUAUUACUAUGAUGGAAACUUUAUCAAACCAACCAAGACAUUUAGAUACAAUUGCUUAAUCAGCAUCAUAAAUAAAUGCAACAAUAUUUAAAAUACAAAUAAGGACAGAGCGUGGUAAAAGUAAUAAUAAUAAUUAUUAGUAUUAUACACAAUGACAUUUUCAGUGUUUCAAGCUGAUGUUGUACAAAUCAUGCAGUUCAUCUACUGACCACUAGAGGCCCCAAAACAUUCAACCAUUAACUUCUUAAAAUCAUGUCAGACUUUACUUUAUUCCUUCCCAAAGGGGAAAUCAAUUAAAGUAUUUUUGAAUUGAUUGAAUUGAAUUACAGCCAAAAGGAACAUAUUAAAAAAAGGAUACAAACACCAACUUUGGUGUCAGUUAGAUUUUACAUCCAGACAACAGCUUGAUGCCAAACGGCAGAGAUUUCUAAAGACCAACUGGAUUAUAAAACGCUGUGUUGGAGCAAUGAGACUCAUGUGAAAGGUCGGCUAAUGUGUGUAUAGAUGUAAGAAGCUUUUUUAAACAACUAUUAGAUGAAUGUAUCCAUAGAAUCAUUUCAAGUAGAAGCAAUUUAACUAAAAGGAAAAUAGCAAUCACUGUUUUACUAGUAAUGGUUGUUACAUAUGGUGGCCGGUAUGGGUGUGUGUUGGCGCUUUUACACUAGAACCUACUCAGCCCGACUACUCGCCCUCGUUUCUUCUCAAUACCCAGAUCAGUUCUGUAGUGUGAUGAUGUCAGAUACAGCUGACUCAGCCACUUAGAACCUCGGCAGAAUAGUUACAGAAAAGUAUCUACUCGGCACGUUAGACCCCUGGUGGAAAAGAUCCAAGGCAAGGCGAGUCGGGCUGAGUAGGUUCUAGUGGAAAAGCUCCAUAAGUGUGUUUGUGGGUGGAAAAUGGCUACCACACACAUGUGGAUGUAAGUGGAACCCCCCCAGUGGCUUCAGCAGCCACAGUCUUUGUGUUUGUUGGUCCAGACUUUACUGCUGCUGAUGUUCUAAGAACAGCUGCUUCACCUGUUUAAACUAUCUGGAUUUGGCUCAGUGUUUUUGAAUAAUGAUUUUGAAGACA